This is a messenger RNA of Rhineura floridana, 2364 nucleotides long. It is a transcript of the gene BMAL2, whose product is annotated as basic helix-loop-helix ARNT like 2. Lineage: Eukaryota; Metazoa; Chordata; Lepidosauria; Squamata; Rhineuridae. The record is from RefSeq and is a predicted model, not a curated record. Gene Ontology annotation, molecular function: RNA polymerase II cis-regulatory region sequence-specific DNA binding; protein dimerization activity; DNA-binding transcription factor activity, RNA polymerase II-specific. The transcript has 17 exons. Gene Ontology annotation, biological process: regulation of transcription by RNA polymerase II. Gene Ontology annotation, cellular component: cytoplasm; transcription regulator complex; aryl hydrocarbon receptor complex. Bases 364 to 2226 code for a protein of 620 amino acids.
AUUAGCAUUCCGAUUGCGUGCAGAGGUUAAGGGUGCCUCAAUUCCUUGAAAGCAAUGGGAUUUUAAGGUGCAACAACUCCUCACAACUCUCUUGCUUCGCCGCCGCGGUGCUCCGUGGCGAUAGCACUGUAAAGAGGCCGGGCUCUCGCGAGAACAAGCGCGCUUCCUAAAUGAAGGCGAGGAGGCGGCGCUGCCGCAGCUGAGGUGACUCCCGCCCAGGUGUUGGCUUGGCGGCAGUGGCCGCCGGUAGACCUGCUGCUUCCUCCGCUCUCCUGGGGCCGCGGGCUCUCUCCAUGCCCCUGGGGCAAGGGGCUGCCGCCGCCUCUGUUGCCCCAAAGAGCGGGCUAGGUGGGGGCGCUUGCUAUGGCAGAGGCGGUGGCAGGAGCAGGCGUUGAGGAGACCGAUGAAGGGCUGAGAGCGGCUGUCACGGUGGUGGCUGGCGCAGAUAAUUUUCAAAUGGAAGGAACCCAGUGUGUUGGUUCUACAGUCUCAAGCCUUAUGAGUCCUAUAGCCCAGCCUGUCACUGCCAACUCAGUCAAUACAUUUGUGGUGGACUUUCCAAGAAAACGCAAAGGAAGUGAUACUGAUAACCAGUGUGCAUGUGGCAUUGAUGUUGAUGAUCUCCAGAGCAGGGAGGCUCAUAGCCAAACAGAAAAAAGAAGAAGAGACAAAAUGAAUAACCUCAUAGAAGAAUUAUCUGCUAUGAUACCUCAGUGCAAUCCAGCAGCCCGUAAACUGGAUAAACUUACAGUAUUAAGAAUGGCUGUGCAGCACUUAAAGUCAUUGAAAGGUUCUACUAGUUCUUACUCGGAAGUCCGGUAUAAGCCUUUGUUUCUACAAGAUGAUGAACUUCAACACUUAAUCCUUAAGGCUGCAGAUGGGUUCCUCUUUGUGGUUGGAUGUGACAGAGGAAAAAUCUUGUUUGUUUCCAACUCUGUUCUGAAGAUACUUAACUAUGACCCAGCCAGUUUGAUUGGACAAAGUCUUUUUGAUUAUCUUCAUCCAAAGGAUGUUGCCAAAGUGAAGGAGCAACUUUCAUCUUCGGAUGCUUCGCCAAGAGAAAAACUAAUAGAUACCAAAACCGGUUUGCAAGUUCACAUGGAUUUUCAAGUAGGAUCAUCAUCUCGUCUGUAUUCUGGUGCUCGACGUUCAUUUUUUUGUCGAAUAAAGUAUACAAAAAACACAGUGAAAGAAGAAAAGGAGUCCUUGCCAAACUCAAAAAAGAAAGAUCAUAAAAAGUACUGUACUGUUCAUUGCUCUGGGUAUCUGAAGAGCUGGCCUCCUAAUGAGGUGGGAGUUGAAGAGGAGAAUGAUGCCGAAAAAGACAGCAGUAACUUUAACUGUCUUGUUGCAAUUGGGCGAUUACAUCCUUACACUGUUCCACAAAAAAGUGCUGACAUAAAAGUCAAGCCAACAGAAUUCGUAACACGCUUUGCCAUGGAUGGAAAAAUUGUUUUUGUAGACCAACGUGCAACAGCAAUUUUAGGAUUUUUGCCACAAGAGCUUCUAGGGACUUCAUGUUACGAGUACUUCCACCAAGAUGAUCACAGUCAUCUAACAGAUAAACACAAAGCAGUGCUGCAGAGCAAAGAAAAAAUAUUUACAAAUUCCUACAAAUUCAGAGCAAAAGAUGGCUCUUUUGUCACUUUAAAAAGUCAGUGGUUUAGCUUCAUCAAUCCAUGGACCAAAGAACUGGAGUACAUUGUGUCAAUCAACACAGUUGUUUUAGGUCAUAAUGAAUCUGGUGAAGAAGCACUCUUGCCCUGCAGUUCCCUAUCUUCAGAAGAACCACCAAAGCCACCAUUUCUUGAUGUACCAGGGAUGUCUACAGGAACUGUACUUGGGGCUGGGAGCAUAGGAACUGAGAUUGCAAAUGAAGUCUUAGAUUUACAAAGGCUGCAUACUUCACCUGUUGGUGAGUUAAGUCCAUCCAGUCUUAUGAGGAAGUCUUCUUCCCCAGUUCUAACAGUAAACUGUAGUAAUGUGCCAAAGAAAGAACUUCUUCACCUGUGUCCUUCAGGAAUAGAGGAUUUGGAAACUUCAGGGCAAAACCAGGACCCUAUCUCAUUCCCAAGUAAUGAGCCUCUUCUCAGUGACGCUUCCCAAUUGGAUUUUGAUGCAGUAUGUGGAAAUGACACUGCCAUGGCUGCACUUAUGAAUUACUUGGAAGCUGAAGGAGGCCUGGGUGAUCCAGCAGAGCUCAGUGACAUGCAAUGGACUCUUUAGUAUUACACAACUGAGAAGGAACAUAAAUUACUUUGAUGCACAAAAAGAAUAAUUCAUCCUCAAGUACUGUAUUGGUACCUUUUUAAGGCUUUAAUUCAUAUUUCCAAUAUCUCUAUUUUUAAAAGACUUUUGCCUUAU